UGCUGUUGGGCAGAGGUCGGGGUGAAGUCGUGAGCAUGUAACUGGUGGAUGUGCAGAAGCUGUCAAAAUAAUGCAAAAUGUAAGCCAGUUGAUCGUUUUCUCCAUCGCUCUUUUUUUAACUGAUAAAAACGUUCAUUUCUUCGAGCGAUAUAUAUUUUUGCACCACCAGAUGGCGCACAGACACCGGGCUCGCCACAGCUGUUUCAUCAAAAAUGAAAAUAAGAACUGCCAGCUCUGGAAUAAUACAAUUUGCCCAUUUGUGCCUUUUCAUGAAUCAAACGAGUGUGGUUUGAGGAAGAAAGUUCCGUCUGUUUGACAUUCCGCAAGCGGAGCUGAGCUCUGCUGUUUUGGGCUUGUUUUUGCCUGUCAGGACUGCUUACAUCUGGAAAACCUUGCUCCACAAAACUUUCACUUUAAGAAGGCGCGUCUAGGCUGCGGUGUGGUGUGUUUAUUGCGAUCCUUAAAGUGGCACAUGGACGCCGUGGCUGGGCUCUGCAUGGCACGACACUUUGUACCUACAGGUUCGGUCCAUUGUGGGGAGGAAACGUUUUGACGAAACCGACCCACGGAGCACGUUCCUGUAGUCUUUUUCCAUCUUUCUCAUUUAUUUUUGAAUCCACGGCACCCACGGUGUAUGCGGCAGCGUGAACUCCUCGCCGAGGCGCGCAGCGAGGCGAAGGAAAGGAUCAGCAGAUUCAAACGGACGGACAGGGGUGGUGUUGGUGGGGUCGGGAUCAAACAAGACAUGAAAUGAUCACCAGUCAGGCGUCAAAGGUGAAGCACACUGGGGCGUGAGGGAAAUGGAGGCACCGCCAGGGACGAGCUGCUGUGAGCCCACCUUGGCCAAACAGGACUAACCGAGUCGUGAAAGUGAUUGGGAUGGCAGCAUCCAGCAACUCAAGCCUCUCAGGUUCAUCUUUAUCCUCUGACCCUGAGGAUUAUCAGCCACCCAUAUGGAAGUCUUAUUUGUACCAGCUACAGCAGGAAGCCCCAAGACCAAAGAGGAUCACAUGUCCUCAGGAGAUGGAGAGCAGACCGAAAUACUAUGGCAGAGAAUUUCAUGGCGUGAUCUCUCGAGAUUAUGCUGAUGAGCUGCUGGUGGGAACAGAGGGUGCUUACCUCAUCAGGGAGAGCCAAAGACAGCCAGGGACAUGCACCUUGGCCUUAAGGUUUGGACACCAGACCCUCAACUACCGAUUGUUUUACGAUGGGAAGCACUUUGUCGGGGAGAAGCGGUUUGAGUCGGUCCACGACCUUGUGACGGACGCCCUCAUCACUCUUUACAUCGAGACCAAGGCAGCAGAGUACAUCGCCAAAAUGACCACUAACCCCAUCUACGAGCAUCUUGGUUACACGUCGCUGCUCAAGGACAAAAUGGUGCACAGACUGAGCCGUGGACGCACAGAACCACGCAGGGUCACCUUCCAGAGAGAUGAAAAGAUCUCUUCACCUCUGGUGCGACGGAGUGCCUUGAAAGAUAUGCCGGAGAAGCAGUGCUCCUAUGAAAAGAUCCACAACUUCAAGGUACAUACCUUUCGAGGGCCGCACUGGUGCGAAUACUGUGCUAACUUCAUGUGGGGCCUCAUUGCACAGGGAGUCCGCUGCUCAGACUGUGGGCUGAAUGUACACAAACAGUGCUCCAAGCUUGUUCCCAGCGACUGCCAGCCGGACCUGCGCAGGAUAAAGAAAGUGUUUAGCUGUGACCUCACGACACUUGUCAAAGCUCACAACGCAACGCGGCCCAUGGUGGUGGACAUGUGUAUUCGAGAAAUAGAACUCAGAGGUAUGAAAUCCGAAGGUCUCUACAGGGUGUCUGGCUUCUCUGAGCACAUUGAGGAUGUGAGGCUUGCUUUUGAUCGAGAUGGCGAGAAGGCUGACAUCAGUGCCAGUGCCUAUGCAGACAUUAACAUAAUUGCUGGUGCUUUGAAGCUUUACUUUAGAGACCUCCCCAUUCCAGUCAUUACAUUUGACUUGUACUCCAAAUUUAUUCAAGCUGCAAAACUUCCAAAUGCUGAAUCCCGACUGGAGGCCAUUCACGAAGGUUUGCUGCAGCUCCCUCCGGCCCACUAUGAGACCUUACGCUACCUGAUGGCUCACCUCAAGAGGGUGACAAUGUUUGAAAAGUACAACUUAAUGAAUGCUGAAAACCUGGGGAUUGUCUUCGGUCCAACUCUUAUGCAGCCGCCGGAGCAGAACGCCUUGACAACCCUGAAUGACAUGAGGCAGCAGAAGCUAGUGGUGCAGCUUAUAAUAGAGCAUGAAGAUGUAUUAUUCUAAGGAGCGAGGCGUCCGCCCAUUACAAAAGAAGAGAAGGACAACUAUUUAUUCUAUCAGAGGAAAUUCAAGCCACCUUAAUUCUAGUGAAGAGUCUGAAUUCAUUGUCGCAUGACAGUUUCACUUUGUCGGUUUUAGUGUUGACAUCGUCUUGUUACUGUAAGUUUUGGGUCUCUACGCUCAGCCAAGACCAUCAUUUAGAUAUUAGGAAAGGAUCCUGUGUUUCUAACUACCUACAGUGCAGUUCCCUCCUCUGUUUAAUUUGAAGACUGUCACUACCUGGUGUAGACUCAGUCAUAAUGACAGUGCUGUGUGAAAUCUGCUCUGGGCACAUUGUCAGUCAGUGAAAGCUGUGUAAACUAAGCCUCACAGAUCAGCCAAGUUAAUGUUUCUAACAUGACGUGUGCAUAUGUUGUACUGUUUGCGAGAAUGCUGGUUUAAAAAUGGGAUAAAACAAUGCAGAUCCUGUCAUUGUACAUAAAAUCAGAUCAUCCAAUGAUCGAUAUUUUGACUCUGUGUACAAACAAAGAGAAAUAAUAAGAAAUGAGACAAUUGGGCGCUCAUAAAGCACUUUUUUGCAACGUGUGUAUAGAUUUAUUUUGUACAGAUGUUUAUUUUUGUGUUUCUGCAUUGUUCUUUGUCACAAAUAAUAUAUUCUGUCGGGGCCGGUUGUUUGUGGACUUGUUUGUGUCGAUGCAAAAACGGUCCUCGAAAGAAGAGUACUGUCAGAAAAAGCAAACGUGCGUGGGUGCACCAUUUCGACUUUCAGUGUAUUCAGUGUUAUGUGAGGAAUACACAUGUGGAUUAAACACUGGUCAUUUAUUCAUGUCCUAUUGAAGACUGCAACAGAUGAGCAGAGCUCCUCUGUAUACAUGCCGGUUGCUCAUGUUGCAGUGUUUCAGUAUUUCAUGCUGUAAUUUGGAAUAUUUUCAAUAAUGAUCUGUUUUUUUUCUUCUUCUUUUUUUAUUGCCAGUAACAUUGCUCUGUGCAGCUUGAGUUGCAGUUUGCUUAACUGUCAUACUAAAGCUGUACCGGGCGUGUUUCUUUCACACUUGGUUCGAUUGAAUCCUUUCUACAAAUCCAUUUUAUCAAAUUGUAUUUUUGUGACAGUUGAUAAUGUAAUUUAUGAAAUGAUGAUGAUUUAUUAAAGGUUUUAAAGCUUGA
Molecule: messenger RNA, 3438 nt
Organism: Maylandia zebra (zebra mbuna)
Lineage: Eukaryota; Metazoa; Chordata; Actinopteri; Cichliformes; Cichlidae
Gene: chn2
Product: chimerin 2
Biological process (GO): signal transduction; positive regulation of GTPase activity; regulation of small GTPase mediated signal transduction
Molecular function (GO): GTPase activator activity
Source: RefSeq, a predicted model, not a curated record